Danio rerio (zebrafish) is the source of this 4227-nucleotide messenger RNA. The record is from RefSeq and is a predicted model, not a curated record. Lineage: Eukaryota; Metazoa; Chordata; Actinopteri; Cypriniformes; Danionidae.
ACAUGCAUAUAUGGAAAUGCACUGCAAAUAGCACAGGAAAUUAAUAGAUUGUUUAUUAGAUUUUAUGGAGAUGCAUAAUCAUCCGAACUGAUUUCCAGAGAUAUUGAGUCAUCUGGUGAAAUUGUAUUCAUAUUGCAAUAUAUAUCGCAAAGUAAACAAAUACCACAAUGCUAGAUUUUUCCAAUAUCAUGCAGCCCUAUUAAACAUUACCGGAUGUGUUGUUGAAACAGGAUAGCAAGAUGGGAUUUAAACGUGCCCGUAAAUUUGACCAUAAUCACCCUCCCCUCAACAAAUCAGCAAAGUGAUCACAAAAAUGCAUUAAAUCUCCAGGUGUAAAUGAGAAUGUGUCUCCCUUGUACACUUGUAAGUAAUGUCCAUUUAUAUUGUGCAUUUGCUUGUGAUCUGGUUGACCAGAUUGCAUAUUGAUACCAGAUGUAAACCAAGACUAUUCUGUGACGAGGACAAUAACGCGGUAUUGCACUAUUGUAAAUUACUUAUCCAUACAAACUGUGUUUUAAUUAAUGUGCCUUUAGUCAAAUAACUUCAUCUCAUGUACACUGGCACGAGGGUGGGACAACUUGAUUAACCAAUAACAAACCACAAUACUCUGACAUUGCAAUCAAUUCAUUAUGAACAAAAUCAAGCUUCUCAUUCAGCAUUUUUUUCGGUUUAUUUACUUUUUUCACAAUAAGAAGGAAAAUACUAAUUUACAUUUUUAUAACUUAGUGUACUGGAAUGUGAAAGGGGUUAACCAUACAGUAUAUACCUGUUCUCCAGCAACUUCAUUGGCUAUCGGUUAGGUCACAUAGUGGUUUUAAGACUCUGAUUUUAACUUAUAAAGCAGUCCAUUGGCUAGCUCCUGAUUACAUCUGUGAUCUUUUGACACUUUCUACUCCUGCUCACUGUCUUCGUGUUUCGGGUCUUACUCUGUUCCAGCCACGCUACAGGAAUGCCUUGUCACUGGACUGUUUUAAGAAGCUUCUUAAGACUCACCUUUUUAGUAGUGUUUUAAUGCGUGAUCUAUUGUUAUCUUACUUAUUGUUAUACUGUUAUUUAUUGUUUUUUGCCUUGUAGCGCUUUGAGCUUGAGAAAAACACAUAACAAAUAAAAUGUAUUAUUAUUAUUAUUAUUAUUAUUAUUAUUAUUAUUAUUAUUAUUUCACUAAGGUACUUACCCAUUUAAAGAGUCUGGAGGCAGAUAUAGCAUUUCUUCCAGAAAGUCAUUUAAUGUCAGCUGACCAUUAUAAACUAAGAAAAUAGUCAUAGUCUAUUCUGAUUUCAUGGUUAGUUUAAGGUCCUAGUAAUAACUCUUAGUUGUGUCUUUUAAAAGGGUAAAAGUGAAAGACAUCAGCCUCAGAAAAGCAUCUUACUUUUUGACUAUCAAAUACGUUUACUAAUGGUCCUGAACACAAAUACUAAGUGGGUUUUUCCCACAAAUGAAUUCGCUGCUGAGGAUAAUCUACCACUUAGCCGACAUUCCUCUGAGAUCCAGUACUGUAUGUCUUUGCAUAACUGGCCUAUUUACUUGAAAACAGUUUUGAGAGUGCAGCAUAAGGCAAAAAAAACAUUCAAAUGAAGGAGCAGAGCUGGAUUUGGCCCAAAUUAGAAAGAGGGAGAGUUGGAGGGGCAGAGGAACAAAGAGGCUACUUUUAUUUGCACACAGCGUAGUCGGGGCAGUGUUGUUGUGGUUCAGGAACGAAUAGACUCUUGUUUGCUCAAGAACAUUCACACAGAACUAAUAGAAAAAAACAUCUAUCCAAACAUGGAACAAUGGAAAUCUGGCAUUCCAUAUCCCUAUAAAACAUUGUGGCAUAAAAUAUUGCUGAUUAUCUCAAUAUUAGCACGUAUUUUAGAACUUUUUAUGGACCAUUUUGAUGGAUGUAAACAAUUUACAUCAGUCAUAAUGUGUUUCCUGUAUUACAUUUUGUGCUGUGCAGCUUCUCUGAUCUCUAAAAGUGCUCUAGCGACAAAUGCUAGAGACCAUUGUCUUUAGCUUCCUUGUUAGAGGAACUGACUUUCAUGCAGAAGGUCGCCAGUUCGAUCCCAGCUUAGAGAGCGUUGGGUGGUGUGGGACCGACGGGUUUACAUUAAGAAUCUAAAACAGUUCACAUAUUGAUAAAUUAUGUUAUGGCAGCCAUUUUAACAUUAAUAUAAAUAAAAGUGCCUCUUGUUUCAGUUAUGAAAAAGUUGGGUAACAAGCAGGAUACAAUGGGUAACAAGCAAUGGGCCAGCCACAUUGAGUCUAUAGUCUCUACUAAUUCACAAGUACUGAAAUGUAUUCUGUCCCCUUUCUAUGUAAGACUGCAUUUAUUUCGCCUUAUAAAUCAUUUCUACCUCAGUGGGGAACAAUUAAAAUGUUAAUUCAAUUCAAUUUGGGGUGAACUAACCAUUAACACAAAUGUGCCUUUGCACGUUUCUGCUUUGACUGAUUUGUAUUUCAAUAAAUGUUAACAUUACGAUCAAUGUAUUCCAACAAAUCUUUGGUGAGUUUUGAUUGUAUUUGAUGACAAACAAGUUUGUAGUAUUUUCUUAGUUAUUAAAGCUUCGUCGUGUGAAAUAACCCAGUAGUAUUUGCAGGAAGACCAAACACUUCAGUUAAACUUCAGCCAGUUACGCCUUUUUUGUCCAUUAGUGGGCAGCAGCAUUCCGUUCAAAACUGAAGUAUAUUUAUUUUUUUCACUAUCAUUAUUUUUAAAUCUCAUGCUCAACAAGUUCCCCCUAAUUCUACAGUAUGCAAAGAAAAACUAGAACUAGAAGUUAAAUGCAAAUGAAGUGAAUUGUAUUGAGGGAUUUAUAUGGAGACAUGGAUCAGGCACUGGAAAGGCUGGAAUCCAGUAUGAGGAAGUGUGACUUGUCAAAUCCAUGUAGGAUCAGUGUGUUGCGGUAAAGACAAGAUGAUGACAAAUUAACUUGGAUCCUCUAUCUGAGAUCAAAGACUCUGGAUGAAGAGCGAUGGCUCCAGCGGAGGAGGGUCUGAUCACCUGGUUAUCAAGCUUUUCUUCCUCCCUUCAGAUCAGCAUUGUGUCAGCUCUCUUCAUCAUCAUUUAUGUCACACUCCACAGCCUUUGUGCAAGCUGUUACAAUUUGUCCGAUAGUGCACCCUCCAGGCAUUUGGAAAGGAGAGAAAGUACAAAUAUCCCAUCUGCAGUUCCUCAAAACAUAGCUUUGUCGCAGAGUGCCGAAUGCAUGCCAUCUGCCACAGAUCGACCUGAUCAUACACUCCCAAUCCUGGAGGCUGAACUGAAUGAGGAAAAUCCUUAUGAAUGCAUCAGCGAGCCUCCAUUACAGCCUGACAACGCUGAAGAGCAGAAUAAGAGCCCUUCCCCAGCAAUGACAAAGCCUGAUGAUAAUCACUCCAUCUCAGCCUUCAGCAGACCAGUAAACAAGCCUCUCACUUCAGCUGACAGCCAGAGCCACUCACAGCCCAGUGCUGUUUACGCCUCAGUCAACUGGAAAACCAAGAGCCAGAAGAGCAUUACACCUCUGUGUUAUGCAGAUACUGAACUCGAUAUGAGGGAAACUGUUUGGGAGGCUCUUCCUCCCAUUCCAGACAAACAUUUCUAGUUUUAAUAUAGUUUAAUUUAAAUUUACAUAUUUUUAAAUUCACAUUUUGCUCAAAGACAUACACAAAUAAUGUAUUUAAUGCUUAUCUGAAUCAUUUGGAAUAAUAAAUAUAUCUGUUCCAAAUACACCGCGACUUGAUGUAAAACUGUUUAAAGGAAGCCAAGCGUGUCUGGGUUAUUGUAGGUCAGCGUGAGUCACAUGACAUGAUGCCUCCAGCCAAUACCCAGACUGGAUUGAGAGACUGAAACCCAACAUGCUUUUGCUGUCCAGACCUAAAAUCCCCUUUUGGAGGAUGAAGUCCGUCGGCCACGGCUGCCGACAGAAGAAAGCUUAUAAUCCCUAGACAUCAUUACAUGAUGAGCGGUUUCUUCCAAAUCUCUGUUUGCAAAUAGACAAAGCUGAAUAUUUAGCAAAUGGAGCAAACAAUGUAGGUGAAAGGUGAUGCGCCAGUGCAAACUGCAGAUCGCUGGCUAAACUGGACUUUUCACUGUACAUGACAAAUGUUAUGCAUUCAUUCUGCACUGUAUACUUCUUUUGUUGUCAUACAUGUGUUGUUUGUUGAAUCUGGACAGAUAUAAGAUAGAUGCUGAUAUUUGUACAUAAAAUUUCAUUUUAAUUCAGAAUUUUAAUUGUAAAUCAGUCUAUCUACUUGUCUGUCUGACUG